AUGUCCUACAAUCCCUAUGAUUUCCAGCAACAGGUUCCAUUCCAGCAGAGCGGUUUCCAGGCCCAGGGCUUCCAACAACAGGAGCAGCCGCCAGCACAGUUGCAAAGCGUGCCAGCGCAGUUCCAGCACCCGCUACCGCCGUCCACGCCGUCACAGGAGAGGAAGUAUGACCAGCUGAGCUUUCUAAGCGAGCAGGAUCAAGUGAAGUUCGAGCGGUUAUUCAACCGCCACACCGAUGCCAUCUCCAUAUCUCCAGAUUCCGCAAGAUCCAUCUUGCUCAAGUCCAAUUUGGCACCGCACAAUUUGGCCCGAAUCUGGGAGCUGAGCGAUAUAAACAAGACCGGUGAUCUGCUGUUUCCUGAAUUUGCACUGGCGUUGCAUCUGUGUAACGUUGUUUUGAGUGGGGCCGAGCUUCCUUAUCAGCUGGAGCCUCGUAUCAGGAAUGAGGUUUCUAACCUUGUGGAUAAGAUCAACUUCAAUGUCCCUGAAGGCGGUGCCGUUUCGAGUCAACAGUCUGCUCAUAGCACCGGUGCGCUGAGUGAUGGCGAUAUCUUUGAGACUAAUCCUGUCUCUGGAAUCCAACCUCAAGGUCAGCAGCAGCAGACUUUACAACAACAGACUUUACAACAACAGACUUUACAACAGCAGCCAACCUUUGGCUCAUUCCAACAGCCUGAAUUGUUCACCAGUCCACAGAAGAAUCAAAACGCAUUACAACAGAAUGACUUCACUUCGCCUUUGAACAACCAACCUACAGGGUUUGGAUUCCAAAACACUCCUUUUACACAAGGUUUUAACCAAGGCUCAACUCCUCCUUUGUCAUCCAAUAUCAUGUCAAACACGGUGCCAUUGACCCAGCAGCCUCCAAGAUUGGUUCCCUUAAAGUCCGAAACUACUGGUGUACCAAUACAGAGACAACAGACUGGGUUACCAACCUCGUUUCAACUACAACAGGCAAAUGCUGCGUCUGAUUUGAUCCAAACCACUCCUGGAGAAAUAGCUGCAUUGAAUGCCCAGGCAACUGGGCUGGGUCUUGUUCCUCUAAAGAUGCAACAGACUGGAACCAAUGCGCAAAUGCCUUUGGCUAGCCAAUCAACUGGCUUUGCAAGUGGUGUUAUGCCAACCACGUUCCAGACUGGUGGACAAAGUGGCCAGCAGUCUCCUCCACAACCACAGAAUUUGAUCCCUAUUCCGACUGGAGGUGCUACUAGACUGCAACCACAGACAACAGGCUUGGUUCCAUUAAGAACAGGCAAUGGCCAAUUUGAACCACUAAAGGCACAAAAGACCGGGUUUGGUCAAAACAGUUUCUUUAUUACAAACCUGGUUGCUCAGUCCCAAAACUAUGUCAACUCUUACAGCUAUUUGACAGAUGCAAAAGUCACCCCAGAGGAAAAGAAAUUGUUCAACAAGAUCUUUGACAAUUACGAUACCGAAAAGAAGGGUUUAUUGAGCUCAGAUAUCUGUGCCGAGAUCUUUAGAAAAUCUGGAUUGAAUCGUGAAGAUCUGGAGAAGGUUUGGGAUCUGAUUGCCAGACCUAAUCAAACUCAUUUGGAUAGAGAAACUUUCCAAAUGGGAAUGUGGCUUGUAUACAAAAGAUUGAAUGGAGCAGAGAUUCCUAAUGAAUUACCAGACUCUUUGAAACCUUCGAGCAUGCUGAUCUUAGAUGACGUGAAGAAUAAAAUGCGUGUUCAAGACAGUUUCAAGCCAUUGAAGAAGUCAAGCCAUUCAAAAAUUGACGGAUCAAGAUUCAAGAACAAUGAUGAUGAGUUGAUAACUUCGUCUGCAAGACACAGAAGAAGAGCUGCGGCUUCUGAUAAAGUACUACACGAGGAAAAGCUGAACAUCGAACAAAUGAAGAAGUUAAUCAACGAGAAGAAGAUCUUAUUGGAUGCAUUUGAGGUUCAACGUGAAGAAGAUGCUGUUGAUAACGAAGAACGUGAAAGAGAGGAUCUUUUGGCCAUCGAGACUUUAAAGCAACAACUGAGAAACCUUCCUAAACGUACAGUUGACGAUGAACGCACUCUUUUAAAGUCUAAAGUCCAGCAGUUGACGGAUAACGCUCCAUAUCUCAUUGGGGAGAUCCUAUCUAUGGAGAAAGCCAUCCAGGCUCUUAAGUUAGAGUUGUUCAGAUUGAAUAAUCCAAGUGCAUUGAUUGGAACAGGACCAAAUGGUGAAAUCACCGACGCUGAUAGACGUAAGGCCAAAAGUAAACUGUUACUAGCACAGAAAAUGGCCAAAUUGACUGGUAAACCAAUCGAUCCAAACCUCGAGAAACUUGCCGAGGAUGCUACUAGUUUAAGCACCGAGGCUGUUAAGAUCCAAGAAGAGAGUUCAAAAAACCAACAGAUGAUUCGUGAUGUCGAGAGCUCGAUCAAGGACAUUUCCUCAAGUGUAUUGAAAGAACUCAAGGUUAAUGUUGAUAAUGAUGAGUACAAGAAAUGGGUCCUAGGGGUUGGCGUGCACCCUGAAGUGCAACAAAUAGUGAAGGAGUUUAGAGUUGAAGAUAUUAAGGAAAGAGUUAGACCUAGUGCACCAAUUGUGAACCCUCCUGUUUAUGAAUCACCUGUUGUGAGCCCUCCUGCAAAUAUUCCUCCUACAGUCAGCUCACCAGCUGAAGGCUCACCAACUGUUGGAUCUCCAGCGAAUGUCUCAUCAUUUCAAACUGUUUCUGGAUCACAGACCGAGAGAUCCUCAUCAAGACCAACCUUUUCAAGCGCAGAAGAAAGAAAGGCAUACAUCAAAGAACAGGCAAAAAAGAAGAUGCAAGAGAGAAUGGCUGCACUUGGACUUAAGAGAUCAACACGCACACCAUCUGUAGAGUCCUCUACUAUUUCAACCCCGACUGUAUCGUCUCCGCUUGUGGAUGAAGAUGGCUCCUCUUCUGAUGACGAUGAAGAGAGUUAUCAAAGAAUGGAAGAGAUCAGAAGACGCAACAGGGAGGAAAGAGAAGCACACUGUAAGACACCUUUAUCCGUUCUGGAUGUGAUGCCGCUGUCACCUCCGAGCCGCGGAAUGGAUAGCAACGAUGAGUUAUACGACGAUAGAAGGAACGUGAUUUUGAACUUUGACAAGGUUGACGAGGCAUUGGACCAGUGUGAGAAGCUAGAAAAAGAGAUUAAGUUGAAGCUCUCCGAGUUGGCAAAUGGACACGAAGAUCUAAGGAAGCUGGUGGAGGCGGAGAUGGACCCACGAGGCGAGACAUAUCUCCCCACACCUAAUGAUGACUUUGACACUAAGCAGCACGUUAACAAAUCUGUCGACAGGUUUACCGAUAUACCAUCCUCACCUGAAAGCUAUGAUUCACAGCUGGAGUUUGACGUGAAUUAUAAAAUUGCACAGUUUGCACAACGUCACUUUGAGAGCCCAGACGUUCUAAAGAUAAGGAAUGUGUCCUCUAGGGUGAUGGACUUAUUAACGUACUCGGCACCAGAUGACGAUAAAAAGCUGAUGGACCUGAGUGACGAUUACAAGAGACGCAGUGACCGGGUGAUACAAAAUUUUGAAAGACUGAUCGAUGCGUACGAUCGAGGCUAA
Molecule: messenger RNA, 3537 nt
Organism: Williopsis jadinii
Lineage: Eukaryota; Fungi; Ascomycota; Saccharomycetes; Phaffomycetales; Wickerhamomycetaceae
Exons: 5
Coding region: 1-3537 (1178 amino acids)
Biological process (GO): actin cortical patch assembly; endocytosis; endosomal transport
Cellular component (GO): cytoplasm; nucleus; plasma membrane
Molecular function (GO): protein binding
Source: RefSeq, a predicted model, not a curated record